AUGAUUACUUAUCCGGAGGCUGCAGACUUUUCAGUAUUAAAAGACGAAAUUCAUAGGCUUGUUACCGAUGAACUGGGCAUUUGGAAUGAAAUCCCAUACUCACGCUCCUCAUUAUUGAUAUCCAAGUGUUCUGGAGGUAUGUCGAAUAUUGUUCUUAAAGUUGAAAAUCGUGCCAAAAUGCCGCCAAUAUCGAUUUUGGUCAGGCUAUUUGGAACCGGAAAUUCACUGUGCUCUUGCAGACAAAGAUUGGAAACAUUUUGGAUGUCUUUGCUAUCUGAGGUUGGAAAUUGCCCCAAGGUCCUGCUUGAAUUUGCAAAUGGGCGCAUAGAGACAUUUCUAGAAGAUUAUUUUACACUCACCCUGGAGCAUAUCACAUCAGAAUUUUAUUCGAUGAAAAUCGCGAGGGAACUUGCUGCGAUCCACAAGCAAACAGACAAAAUUUUGAAAGGGACCCUUG
Molecule: messenger RNA, 457 nt
Organism: Mitosporidium daphniae
Lineage: Eukaryota; Fungi; Microsporidia
Product: putative ethanolamine kinase 1
Exons: 1
Biological process (GO): phosphatidylcholine biosynthetic process; phosphatidylethanolamine biosynthetic process
Cellular component (GO): cytoplasm
Molecular function (GO): ethanolamine kinase activity; choline kinase activity
Source: RefSeq, a predicted model, not a curated record